AUGAUUCCCAAACUGUUCUGUUAUGAGAUUAAAGGAUGUGACCUGUCUCCAGUGCUGUUCCAUUUCUUUGCAUUGACUCCAUCUAGUGACUCAGUGUUUACACUGCGCUCUCUUUUGCUGUGUGUGGACUACUUGCCAGCCAUGAAGAAAGAAGUGUCUCUUCAGAGAAACAACGGAUUUCGUUUUCCUCGAUCCACAAGUGAUACGGACAAAACGCUGGAAAGAAGGAAACUGCAGGACACAAUCCAUUCUCUGCAAAAUCAUUAUAACACACUCAACACAGAAUGGGUUAAAAAGCCUGUUUUUGCUUCCCAUCUGGAAAAUCUGGAUUCCAGGACCAGUUCCUCGUGCACUUGCAAGACGGUGUUGCUUGAGGGAAUGCUGAAAAUCUACGAAGACAUCUUUACAGACAUGAAAAACAAGUCUGAGAAGAUAGAUGUGAAAACCAGUCUAGAAAACGUAAUGAAAAAUGUGACAAAGCUGAGAAGCAAUUACGGUGAAGAACAGAAAGUAUGGGAAGAACUUCAGAAAAUUCAUUUAAUAAAGGUGAAGGAUGGUACAAUCCAGAAAAAAGCCUUAAAUGAAUUUCUCAUGGUGUUUGAUCGGGCCAACUGA
Molecule: messenger RNA, 615 nt
Organism: Xyrauchen texanus (razorback sucker)
Lineage: Eukaryota; Metazoa; Chordata; Actinopteri; Cypriniformes; Catostomidae
Product: interferon gamma-related-like
Exons: 6
Coding region: 1-615 (204 amino acids)
Biological process (GO): immune response
Cellular component (GO): extracellular region
Molecular function (GO): type II interferon receptor binding
Source: RefSeq, a predicted model, not a curated record